UUGGAAAAGAAGCGCGAGAGAAAGAAAUGUCCGCCCCGGGUUUGUUUACAAAACUUUAUCAAGUUUAGCGAGGAUGUCGUUGUUGAAGCCUUUUAGUAAACUCCCUGGUCUGAACACAGCGAACAUCUUGCUGGUGGAGAGUGAGGAGCAAUUUCAGCAGAGUUUAGCAGAUGUUCUGGUGGAGGAGACUAGUGUCACCGUGAACGUGAGACUAGCUAAGAGCCUUCCUUUGCCCAUGGAGAAUGAUGAGAGCCGUCCCAGAAUAGACUUGGUUGUGUUCAUCAUCAACCUAACCUCAGAGCUCAGUUUCCAGUCAGCAGAAGCGUCCCUGAAAUAUUUGGACCCGGGAUAUUUCCUUGGAAAAGUUUGCUUCAUGGUUACGAAUGCUCGUAACGCUUCCGCCCCCGCUGAGCGCCUGGAUGCUGUCAGGAAGCUGGCUGCGUCGCUCCACUGUCCCCUGUUGUUUGCGGAGGAUCAGACUCCAGAUGGAGUGGCCAGUGCUACAGAGAGGCUGCUGACUAUCCUCAAGGUGGCCGCCGGCCUCGUUCCUAUUGCCACUGCUCUCUACGUGUCUAACCUGACUCGGUGCACGCUUCCCCUGGACAUCGAUCAGCCGAGCUUUGAUUAGGUCCUCUGACUGAUUCCUUUAAAGUGAUAACUUCCUCUACUUUAUCAUGUUUAUAUUUAUUUGUAGAAGUUGUUAAUGUCGACAGUUACACGUCUGCUUUUUCAAAUAAAUGUUACCAGGUGUAUA
Molecule: messenger RNA, 754 nt
Organism: Neolamprologus brichardi
Lineage: Eukaryota; Metazoa; Chordata; Actinopteri; Cichliformes; Cichlidae
Gene: cenpm
Product: centromere protein M
Source: RefSeq, a predicted model, not a curated record